GGACCCAUAAAUGGCAGCGGCGGUGUGCUCCCAUCUGCGCACGCGCAAUAUCCACACCCGCGUUCCAUUUUCUGGCUAUUGAAUCGUGCUGGCCGAUUGCAAUUUCUACGCCGAAUUUGAAACUAUGUUUGCAUAGGAGUAGCAGCAGUAGGAUACGACAAACAUCUGCACGUGCUAUACACACGAAAGAUGGCGCACCGCAGCAUUGUGAGGACCAGCAAGUUUCGCCACGUUUUUGGACAGGCAUUGAAACGGGAACAGUGUUUCGACAACAUCCGCAUUACAAAGCAAUCAUGGGACUCCAACUUCUGUGCCGCAAACCCCAAAUUUUUGGCAAUCAUCAUAGAAGCUGCAGGAGGAGGGGCCUUUAUGGUGCUCCCAUUGAACAAGACUGGACGGAUAGACGUUAACCAGCCCCUCGUGGCCGGACAUAAGGGUCCGGUCCUUGAUAUUGCCUGGUGUCCGUUCAACGACAAUGUCAUAGCCAGUGCAUCGGAUGACGCACUUGUACGUGUCUGGCAAAUUCCCAACCUGGGACUCCUCAGACCUCUCGUCGACCCCGUGGUCGAACUCCAUGGGCACGAGCGAAGAGUUGGCCAAGUCCUGUGGCAUCCAUCCGCGAAUAACGUUCUCCUUAGCGUCGGACAGGAUUGCAAAAUCAUCAUCUGGAAUGUAGGCACUGGAGAACUGCUGGCACAGAUCAACCACCCCGACUUAGUGUUCAGCUGCGCUUGGAACUGGGAUGGCAGUCGUAUAGUCACCACGUGCAAGGACAGAAAAAUAAGGGUUUACAGCCCACGUUCUGGCGAAAUUGAAGCGGAAGACUUCGGGCAUGAGGGUGCUAAGCCGCAGAAAGCUAUCUAUCUCAGGGAUGGCCUCAUCUUCACAACUGGGUUUUCUCGCAUGAGCGAGAGGCAGUAUGCCCUUAGAGUAGAGUCUGAACUUGCUCAACCUGUCGUUCUGGAGGAGCUCGACACUAGCAACGGGGUCCUGCAACCUUUCUACGAUCCUGACGUUAAUCUCCUCUACCUAUGUGCCAAGGGUGACAGCAACAUCAGGUACUUCGAGAUAACGGAUGAGCCUCCGUUUGUGCACUACAUCAACACAUAUCAGUCUACGGAGCCCCAGCGAGGAAUGUGCGCAAUGCCUAAGAGAGGGUGUGAUGUUUAUCAGUGCGAGAUUGCAAGGUUUUUCAAGCUCCACUCCAAGGGCCUUUGUGAAGUGAUCUCAUUUACGGUACCCCGAAAGUCGGACCUUUUCCAGCAAGAUCUCUACCCAGAAACACCAGGCGAUACACCUGCACUUUCUGCAGAAGAAUGGAUUGAUGGCAAAGAUGCGGAUCCCAUAAUGAUUAACCUCAAGGAUGGCUACAAAGCACAAACAAAGCAGGACUUCUCUGUGACAAAAAAGCCAAACAUAUUGAACAAGAUGCCGGAAAAGCCGUCUUCAGCUGCCCCCAAGUUCGAAAGCUCGGAGGAGUCACCAGAGCCAUCAGUACCGCAGGUUUCUACUGCUGUUUUUGAAGCAAAGUUGGACGGGCUGAUGGACGAAUUGAAGAAGCUCAAGUCCGUCUUGGUGAAGCACGAAAGGAGAAUAAAAGAGUUGGAAGCACGAUUGGAACAGAAACCGGUUGAACGACCGACGACUCCACCUACACCACCCCUCGCAGAUGAUUCCCAGACUGCUGUUCCGGAGGGGUCCAACAGCCACGAAGCAGAAAGCUCUUGUGGAUACCCAAAAGCGGAAAACAAGGUUGUGCUGUUUAUGAAUAGCGUCAACAAGGCCUGGAACUUUCUGACUCGGCGACCACUACUCAGGAGGACGCUUGAUCAACCUCAAGGCCAGGUGUAUUCAGAUUGCCCCCAAGCCAGCUGAGAUUUACUACAAGACAUCAGGAAAUGGAAAAAAACUGCACUGCUGAACUACUACAAAUUAUUAUUUGACUAGUUUACAUCAUAGAACAAACAAACACGGAAUGUUUCAAGGCUCCCAUGGACUAUGUGUGUGUGCACAGAACACGAUUUAACGCUAAUAUGAACAUUAAGAUGCAACCAAUGCAAAGUAAGUGGUAAAUAUUUUCUACCACUGCCACAAGAUGGCUAAUAAUAUGUGUUUUUCAAAUGCACAUGCAAACAGGAAGCGAUCAAUACAAAUAAACACUGACUGCUACAGUCACUGCUAAUUAUGCCGA
This is a messenger RNA of Ornithodoros turicata, 2191 nucleotides long. It is a transcript of the gene coro, whose product is annotated as coronin-1C-like. The record is from RefSeq and is a predicted model, not a curated record. Bases 190 to 1875 code for a protein of 561 amino acids. The transcript has 12 exons. Gene Ontology annotation, biological process: actin filament organization. Gene Ontology annotation, molecular function: actin filament binding. Lineage: Eukaryota; Metazoa; Arthropoda; Arachnida; Ixodida; Argasidae.